CAUUUCGGGGCUGGGUCCGCUCGGGCCUGGAACAUUUUGCCGUGCUGGUCCGGAGUUGGCUCGAUCGUUUCCGAGGGCUGCCGGGGGCGAUUCGUCUGUGCCCCUCUGUUGCUCGUCUCUGGGCUGCUUGUUUCCAGAAAAGAAAAAUGUUGUCCGCUGUCCGGAAGAAGCCUGGCAUCUGCCCCAGCCCCAAUGAGGUCCAACAUCAGCUCCAAGAGGAUCGCAAGCAGCGGCGACUAUCUCGUCUAAAAGAGACCCGCGAAAAGGAGCGAGGAUUGGCCGAGAAACAGCGAGUGGCUUAUCGGGAUAUGCAGCAGCGACGGCUUCAAGCCGCCACACAAUUCAAACAGGCGGAAGAACAGCGCAAAACGCAUCAAGCGAUCGAGGAUGAGCAGCGGAUGCAGCAGCAGCUUGGACAUAUCGUUGGGCAGGCUCAUCGUAGCGCUAUCGAGGAGAACCGUCGUAAGACAAAACAAGAGCAAGAAAAUCAAGUGCUGGCCCGACGACGCCUGGAGGUCCAGCAGGAACGAAGUCAGCACGCAUUGCAAUUGGAACUUGAGCAACGAGCCCAUCGGACAAAGUGCGAGCAAACCCGCCGGGAAUUACAUCUAGCGAUCCAUGAACAAGAGCGGGCUCGCGCUCGCUUCAUAGCUGCUAAGCAGAAACUGGUCGAUUGCUCAAGUUUCCCCGCUUGCGAACUGGCGUCUCAGUCUCUUGUUCGUGUGCGUCACGAAUUCUAUCAUCCUGGCGGCGCGCGAAAGUACUCGCACACCGAAUUUCAUCGAGACUACCAUGCUGUCCGAUGCGACUACUCCUCUUCCAAAGCAACCCCCCAAGCCGGCGACAAUGUAGAACUGGUGGCCCAAGAACGUGCCAACGAGAUUCUGUGUCAAGAGGAACGACUCGAGAAGCUUCGCGAUAUAGCCCAGAAACGGUUCCAAAAGGCCAUGGAAGCCGAUGCCAUGAAUCAGAAACGAGAGCAAUUAUGCCAAGAGCUUGACGCUUUGGCUUUCGCAGACCGCCGUCGUCGCCAGUGGACAGGAGUGCGACACUUCACCCCAUUCCGUAAAAACAACGCUGGUGCAAGGCAUCCAGUAUUGAAUGAACGGUUCAAUCAGAAAUUUGCUGCUGAACCCCAAGCGACUAAAACAAACUAUCGUCCAUCUUUUGAAUCGCGAGCCCGUGGCUCGGUCAAGGGUGUCAAUGACGACAGCAUUGAGUUUGUCGUUGAUCCUGUUCACAACUACAUCGGAGCGAAAGAGGACAGUGUGUACCCCUGAGUAUCUCUCACUGCGAUCCGUAGCUCCUGGUGGGCAAGUCAUGUGGCUGUACUCAGCCAUUGCUGCCCAUCGCUUGGCUUUGGCUAGUUUUGGAAGUAGAGUCAUGAAUACACUCUGUGGUGGCGAUCGA
This is a messenger RNA of Polychytrium aggregatum, 1410 nucleotides long. RefSeq lists its product as uncharacterized. The record is from RefSeq and is a predicted model, not a curated record. Lineage: Eukaryota; Fungi; Chytridiomycota; Chytridiomycetes; Polychytriales. Bases 147 to 1280 code for a protein of 377 amino acids. The transcript has 7 exons.